Messenger RNA from Hipposideros armiger (great roundleaf bat), 2080 nucleotides. It is a transcript of the gene GJA10, whose product is annotated as gap junction protein alpha 10. Gene Ontology annotation, biological process: cell-cell signaling. The record is from RefSeq and is a predicted model, not a curated record. Gene Ontology annotation, molecular function: gap junction channel activity. Gene Ontology annotation, cellular component: connexin complex. NCBI's taxonomy places the organism in Eukaryota, Metazoa, Chordata, Mammalia, Chiroptera, Hipposideridae.
CCAUUGGAUGGCCGCUCAAGGCAGCUCAUGGCAGCCCACUGCAGUAGGGGCUGCAGCCUACACCAACGCCGCCACUCAUGGCAGUCCUGCUCCAGACAUUAGUUUCUUACCAUGGGAGGCUGGAACUUAUUGGGUGGCAUCCUAGAGGAAGUUCACUCCUACUCAACCAUAGAGGGGAAAAUCUGGCUGACCAUCCUCUUCAUUUUCCGAAUGCUGGUACUUGGUGUGGCUGCUGAAGAUGUCUGGGAUGAUGAACAGUCAGCAUUUGCCUGCAACACCAAGCAGCCAGGUUGCAACAAUAUCUGUUAUGAUGAUGCUUUUUCUUUCUCUUUGGCCAGGUUCUGGGUUUUACAGAUCAUCUUCAUGUCUUUUCCCUCUCUGAUGUAUAUGGGCCAUGCCCUUUAUAGACUCAGGGCCUUUGAAAAGGAGAGGCAGAGGCAAAAGUCACACCUUAGAGCCCACAUGGAAAAUCCAGGGCUUGAACUGGAGGAGCAACAAGAUAGAGAACUGAGAAGGUUAGAGGAGCAGAAUAGUAUUCAUAAAGUCCCUCUGAAAGGUUGUCUGCUGCGUACUUAUGUCUUACACAUCUUGAUCAGAUCUGUGCUGGAAGUAGGGUUUAUGAUAGGCCAAUAUAUUCUCUAUGGUUUUCAAAUGCAUCCUCUCUACAAGUGCACUCAACCUCCAUGCCCCAAUGCAUUGGAUUGCUUUGUAUCCAGGCCCACAGAGAAAACCAUUUUCAUGCUCUUUAUGCACACCAUUGGCAUCUCUUUGUUCCUCAAUGUACUAGAAAUAUUUCAUCUGGGAAUCAGAAAAAUCAUGAGGGCAUUUUAUGAGAAGUCCAGCAGGGAGGACAUUGAGGAUGAAAAGGACCCUCCAUUCCAUUUGAAAAAAUAUUCAGUGCUCCAGCAGUGUAUGAUUUGCACCCCUUUGUCUGAAAGAAUCUCUUUGACUCAAGCCAACAAUCAACAGCAAGUCAUCCGAGUCAAUGUGCCAAAAUCUAAAACCUUGUGGCAUAUCUCGCAGCCCAGGCAACUUGAGGUAGACCCUUGCUGCUGUAGAAAAGACUGGGCUGAGAGGGAUCAGCACAGUGGACAGCUCCAUGUCCACAGCCCAUAUCCCUAGGAUGACUGUGCUAGAUUUCAGCACCUGGGACAGCGACCGGACCAUUCCUCCUUUGGCCUACAAAAUACAAUGUCCCAGUCUUGGCGAGGUGCAACAAUGGCUCCUAGGCGCAGUCCAUCUCAUGCAAUAGGAGCCUGGGAGAAGUCCCAGGACCUGCCAUCCUCAGAGGAGCCUCUUACAGACUUGCACAGUCACUGCAGAAACAGCGAUGGCAGCGUGAGAGAGAGUGGAAUCUGGACAGACAGAUCUCGCAUGGGUAGUCGCAAGGCCAGCCUUCUGUCUAGAUGGCUGUCUGAGAAGGGACAGCAGCACAGUGACUCAGGAAGCUCCAGUUUUCGGCAUAGUUCUGGCUUGGACUUUCCGCACCUGGAAAACAGCCCCUCACUCCUGCCUUCAGCCAUUGGGCACAGAACAUCAAUGGUAACUAAAGACAAACAGACUAUCAUGGAAUCAUCACAAGAGAUGUUCCACUCUGCCUUCUUAGCCUUCCCUUUCAUCCUUCCCGGUAUGUAUCUGUCUGUGUUGAGAGGAAGAGAAGAAAAGGGAGGUCAAUUUAUAGAGUUAAUUCAUUUAAUGCAUUCAGUUAAAUUCAACUCACAACAUAAACUUAUUGAAAGCUUAUUUUAUAUCAAUCUGUCUUGUAAGUGCUGGUCAUAUAAAUGGAUAAAAUGCCAUCUCUGCCAUCAAAAGGCCAGAAUCUAGAUGGAAAAGUUAGACAGGUAAACAUGUAAAUGUGAUUGAGUGUAAGGUGCCAUGUUAGAAGGCCGAAGGAGGACGGAAUGCUCACUUGUUUAUGGAUGGGUCAAGAAAACCUUCAUAGUUUAAAAAAUUUUUUUCAAUUACAGUUGACAUUUAAUAGUAUAGCAAGUGUACAGAAAUAGUAGACGUUUAUAUAACUUAAGAAGUGAUCCCCCUGAUAAGUCUAGUACCCAUCUGACAUCAUACAUAUUUAUUAUAA